GGCCAAGGGGCUGUAUCCAGCAACUCCACGUUGGGUCGUGCGAAUAACAGCCCUUAGCCGUGGUAUUUUGGCCAUAUACCACACCUCUUCGCCCUUUAUUAUUUAAAUAUCCCUGAAGAGACUUCUAUCAAUCUCUAUAGUUCUCACUUUACGGCACCACCUGAAAGCACAUGUGUUUUCGUCGCGUAGAACUUGUGUCUGGCACACUUCACUCCUCCAUCAGCUGAGCUUAUUUGUGGUGCAAAGGUACACUAGAACAUGUCCUUCCGAGGAGGAGGUGGAAGAGGGGGCCGUGGUGGCGGAUUCAACCGUGGUGGAGGAGGAUACGGUGGUGGUGGUGGUGGUGGAGGAGGAUACGGUGGUGGUGGAGGAUAUGGGGGUCGAGGUGGCGGCGGCGGUUUCCGAGGUGGUGGACGAGGAGGUCGAGGGGGCUUCCAAGACUAUGGCCCUCCAGAAUAUGUGGUUGCAUUAGGAGAAUUCAUGCACCCCUGUGAGGAUGAAAUUGUGUGCAAGUGUGUAACUGAGGAGAACAAAGUUCCCUACUUCAAUGCACCCGUGUACUUGGAAAACAAGGAGCAAAUUGGGAAAGUGGACGAAAUCUUCGGCCAACUACGUGACUUUUAUUUCUCUGUUAAACUCUCAGAUAAUAUGAAGGCAUCCUCAUUCAAGAAACUACAGAAGUUCUAUGUAGACCCAAUGAAACUCCUACCACUCCAGAGGUUCCUUCCCAGGCCCCCGGGUGAGAAGGGUCCCCCAAGGGGAGGCAGAGGAGGUCGAGGUGGAAGAGGAGGUCCCCGUGGAGGUGGAUUCCGUGGUGGCAGGGGCGGUGGUGACCGUGGUGGAUUUGGCAGAGGAGGUUUUGGUGGUGGUCGAGGAGGGGGAUUCAGAGGUAGAGGAGGUGGCGGUGGACGAGGAUUCAGGGGUGGGAGAUGAUGACAAACUGUUUGCGUCGGAUCCUCGCCAAGUGUCAAUAGCGGCAGGAAGCAAAUCGUUGCGAUGCCUGAGCUUGGCUCUUUUGAACUUGACUUAUGGAGAACAGGCGUUGCAUCAUUUUAUACUGCUCAGCUGUCAAUUUGUUUAUGUACACCAACCUUUGAUGAAUAAUGUGUGAAUGGUUGGCUUUUAUUUACUGACCUUUGAAUGCACUCAGCAUUCCCUGUGACAGCAAUCAUUAAUAGCGCAGUUGCUUUUGCAACUCUUCAACAUUGUUCACACUGGAUGUUUUUUGGGGGGUACAUUUUGGAUACGUCACAUUGUUUUUCUUAUACUGUUGGCUAUGAUUCAGAGGUUUCAGUUAGACCAAAAUAUGGGCCCCUUGGGGGCACUGGACUGUUUUAUCAAUGUCAUGGUGGAGUGCAAUAGUCAUUUCAAUAUUCAUAAAGCCUGAAACCCCGAUGUUUGUUUGUGGAUGAUAUGAUGGACAUGAGUUCAUUUGUUUUCAUUACAAUAAGUGGAAAAUAUUGUUAUUACCCACAGAUAAUCAAAUGUGAUUAGAGUAUUGCUGUCUUUUUGUAAAGAAAAGCCUUUGAUUAAACUGCUUUGUAGGUCGCUCCAAUUUA
This is a messenger RNA of Oncorhynchus kisutch (coho salmon), 1559 nucleotides long. Its product is annotated as H/ACA ribonucleoprotein complex subunit 1. Gene Ontology annotation, biological process: ribosome biogenesis; snoRNA guided rRNA pseudouridine synthesis. Gene Ontology annotation, cellular component: box H/ACA snoRNP complex. Gene Ontology annotation, molecular function: box H/ACA snoRNA binding. The transcript has 7 exons. NCBI's taxonomy places the organism in Eukaryota, Metazoa, Chordata, Actinopteri, Salmoniformes, Salmonidae. The coding region runs from base 259 to 933 and encodes 224 amino acids. The record is from RefSeq and is a predicted model, not a curated record.